Saprolegnia diclina VS20 is the source of this 576-nucleotide messenger RNA. RefSeq lists its product as hypothetical. The coding region runs from base 1 to 576 and encodes 191 amino acids. The record is from RefSeq and is a predicted model, not a curated record. The transcript is spliced from 2 exons. NCBI's taxonomy places the organism in Eukaryota, Oomycota, Saprolegniomycetes, Saprolegniales, Saprolegniaceae.
AUGGUCUCGGACGUCCUCAUCCGAGUGCUGUACGCCAACCCCGCCGCCGCGCGUAAGGUGUGUCUCUGGCUUCUCGUGCUUGCGCAAGCGCUCGCGCUCGGCGUCGGCUUGAACAGUCCGCAGUUGGAGACGGACUUUUACGUCUUUUCGCAUACGAACUACGUGCUGCGCUUUGCGACGGGCGGCGGCGCGUCGACAAUCAUCUGCCUCCUCACCGACAUGUACGGCGUCUACAACGUCGGGACGAUGUACGGCUUGAUCAUCACGAGCUGGUCCAUCGGCAUGGUCAUCGUCGGCGUGUCGUUUGCGGGCGAAAAGCAAGUCUUCUUGCGCCAGCUCGACGCGCUUUGGGUCUUGGCGAUCGCCGGCAGCGUCUUCAUGCUCUUUGUACGCACCAACUCAAAAGAUCGGUUCUUCCGCGGCUACCAGCUCACGAUCUGGAACAGACACGCCGACGACGAGGACUACCACGACAUGGUCUUGCUGUCGCCAGACAACGGGUCGUCCUUCAUGUGGAGCUCGGAAUCUGAAAUGGACUUGCCGCAUCGGUCAACGGCAAGAGUGCAAACAGUCUAA